Ectocarpus sp. CCAP 1310/34 is the source of this 2249-nucleotide messenger RNA. The record is from the annotation of a GenBank genome assembly. Lineage: Eukaryota; Phaeophyceae; Ectocarpales; Ectocarpaceae.
AUGGUGGCGGCGACAGUGCGGCCAGGGCGGCCCCGGAGCAUCGACAUCAACGACUUGCACGUGUCACUUGGCCACACCAACGACGCGAACGCGCGGGAGACCGCGAAGCAGCUGGGGAUUCAAAUUACGGGUACCCGGGGAUAUUGCGCUGGCUGCGGUGAGGCGAAGGCUAUCCGGCGUAGUGUCCCGAAGGAGCCGCAAACCAAGGCGGGUAGGCCGUUUGGGCGUGUGUUCAUCGAUCUAACGGGCCCGUACCCGCCGUCCACCGGCGGCGCCCGUUACUGCAUGAUGGUGGUCGACGACUACUCCAACGUCGGGUGGACGCUGUUUCUGGCGGACAAGAGCGGCUCCACUCUGUCCGGCGCCUUUCGCGCGUGGUACGUCGACAAUAAGCAGCUGGCGAUGGCUCACGGUGGGUUGGGCGUUGCCCGCUUUGACAACGGGACCGAGUUCACCAACGCCGAGUUCCGGCACUUGCUGUCUGAGCUCGGGGUUGCGGUGGAAUUCACCCCCGUCCAUGGUGCGAAGCGCAACGGGCGUGCUGAGCGGAAAAUCGCGCUUGUCGUCGAAGGGGGAAAGGUGGCGUGGUUGGAGUUUCCGCGGCUCUUCCCGGAUUUGGAGUUCCCUCGGAAGGCGAUGUCGUGGACGACAAUCUGGCCGGAGGCGCUGGCUUGGAUGAACGACUCCCUCAACAUGACCGCGCAGGCUCACACACCCGACAAACUGUGCCCGUGGGAGAAGCUCUACAAGCGACGUGCCACGACUCUUCCCCUGCCGUUCAUGAUGCCCGGCUACCGUCACCACAACCGGAAGAACAAGACCGAAUCGAAGGGGGAGCGCUGCUUUUACCUCAACACCGGCAACAACCACUCGUCCACUACGCACCAAGGUCCUCCUCUCCUCCGGGUGGUGGACGUCACGGCACCUCCCGGGGUGCCGGCGGUAGCGGCUGGAGCGGCGAGGGCGGCAGCAACUCCUGCAGCUGGAGCGGCGAGGGCGGCAGCAACUCCUGCAGCUGGAGCGGCGAUCCCCGGCAGCAGUGUCUUCCCCGCGGCGGCGGUGGGGGGGACGGCUGGGGCGCAGGAGCUCGCGGCGGGAGCGGCGGCAUCUGCGGCGGCACCGGCGGCGAGAUCGGCCACCCCCGGCAGCAGUGUCUUCCCCGCGGCGGCGGCAGGGGGGACGGCUGGGGCGCAGGUGCUCACGGCGGGAGCGGCGGCAUCGGCGGCGGCACCGGAGGCGAGAUCGACGACCCCCGGCAGUGUCUUCCCCGCGGCGGCGGUGAGGGAGGCGGCUGAGGCGCAGGAGCUCACGGCGGGAGCGGCGGCAUCGGCGGCGGCACCGGUGGCGAGAUCGGCGACCCCCGGCAGCAGUGUCUUCCCCGUGGCGGCGGUGGGGGAGGCGGCUGGGGCGCAGGAGCUCACGGCGGGAGCGGCGGCAUCGGCGGCGGCACCGGCGGCGAGAUCGGCGACCCCCGGCAGCAGUGUCUUCCCCGUGGCGGCGGUGGGGGAGGCGGCUGGGGCGCAGGAGCUCACGGCGGGAGCGGCGGCAUCGGCGGCGGCACCGGCGGCGAGAUCGGCGACCCCUGGCAGCAGAGUCUUCCCCGCGGCGAAGGUGGCGGGGACGGUUGGGGCGCAGGGGCUCACGGCGGGAGCGGCGGCAUCGGCGGCGGCACCGGCGGCGAGAUCGACGACCCCCGGCAGUGUCUUCCCCGCGGCGGCGGUGGGGGAGGCGGCUGAGGCGCAGGAGCUCGCGGCGGGAGCGGCGGGAGCGGCGGCGGCACCGGUGGCGAGCGCGGCGACCCCCGGCAACAGAGUCUUCCCCGCGGCGGCGGCAGGGGAGACGGCCGGGGCGCAGGCACUCGCGGCGGGAGCAGCGGCAUGGACGGCAGCACCGGCGGCGAGAGCGGCGACCGCCGGCAGCAGAGUCUUGCCCGCGGCGGCGGUGUGGGAGCCGGUUGGGACGCAGGGAAUUGCGGCUAAAGCGUCAGCAGCGCAAGAGCCGGAGGACGAGUGCGAUGAGGAUAGCUGUUGGUUGGGCCAUGGCGACGAAGGUGGCAACAGUAGCGACGGCAGCGGUGACGGCGGCAUCGGGGCGUUGUCCGCCGGUGCAAGGCAUCCCGGCGCCCAUCCGACCGUGAGCAAUGGCAUCUACGUCGUGCGGGACGAUGGGGGGUAAUGCCAGGAAGGGAGGAUCGAUCGUGGCAGAAGUGUGCGGCAUGAAGUGAGAGACUUGGUGAUCGGGAUCUCCAG